CACGAUCUUAGUGCGUAACCCUUAUCGUUGUAGUCGUUAAAACGAGGUGCGCACCGUCGCGUGGAACAUAUCUUGCGCCCAGAAAGGUCGAGCACUCACUAGUGUCAUGGCGUCUGCGCUGGGCCGGCCACCGCGCUCGCCAAUGCUGGAGCGCCACGUACGCUCUCUGACACUGCCGCAGUACGCGGACGCCCCGCGGCAUCCAUACGCCGCGACGUCGCCCGCGCACUGGGCGCCAAUGUGGGCGUGGUUUGAAGCCUUGGGCUACGAAGACCAGCACGACGUGCUUUGCUUUGUCGAUGCGCCGUGGAUCGGUAUGCUGCGGACCUUGCACUCGGUCGUCCUCGACCGCAAGCACGAAGAUGGCGUCUUCCUCGUCGUGCCCAGCACCGUGGAUGCCAACACCACCAAGAAGCCAAGUCGAGGCAAGCAGCGCGAUCCAAAGCCGACUACGCCGCUGCUCGAGCGCUGUGCGUUUGUGCCGUGGGCCUCGUUGCACGCUUCGGCGGUGGACGAGACGACAGCGUCGCCACGUGCGAACGCAGCAUUCAUGUCGGCAAGCCGCCAACUCCUCGCCAGCGUACGGCUAUGGGACCACGAUACGUACGCGGACGGGUGCUGGAUCAAGCGCAGCGGCUGCAUACGCCAAGGCGCCUUCCAGCACUUGCUCGAGCUCGUCUUGCAACACGGAUACCGUCGGCUGGGUCCACCGGGGUGUCAAGAUGACAGGCGAUCUGCGCACCCCGAGGCCACGACCUUGUCGGCGUUCGUGGCGCUGCGCGUCCUCGAGCACUUGAUCGAGGUGUUUCGGGGCACGGUGGCGCGCUCGCUGACGCUCUCGGCGCGGUUUGAUCGCCUGCUUUGGCUCUGGGAACACACGUCCGAGGCCGACCAGAAAGAACUGCUCACCUCUCCAAUGCCUGAGCGGAUCCAGCGCCUCCGCAACGCUGCCGACAUCCCCGAGAGCGAGAUGCUGCUGCACUUGGCUGGCCACCAGCUCCUCGACGAGCUCGAAAACAACGUGCUCAAUGACGCACGCUUCGUCGCCGAGUCGCUGUAUACAUCGACGCUGAGUCGGUGCGGCACGGCGAUCGACUUGGUCGCACGCGAGAUUGGCCACGAUCUCCAAGCGGCGGCGACAGAGCAAAAGUCGGCGCGCUUGCUUCGCACCAAGGACAGUGGACCCAAGCCGGCCAAAACCCGGCGCCCGAAAAGCAAGAAGCGGGGCGAGAAGAAGGCUGCGACCUCGCCCGCAACGAGCCGCCACAGCAACGACACAUAUGGCGACGACCGCGUGGACAUGGAGGAGGACGCGACAGCGCCCGUCACGAGCGCAUCGUCCAAGCUCAACCCGUCGUCACCAACGUUCGUGGUCCAGUCGCCCGAGACCGCGUCAACGUGCUCGAGUGGUGACAGUAGCUGUCAAGUGUACCAGCUGCCGGACGCCAACGACGACUACUUGGUGAUGCCGCCGAUGUCAUCGUCGUCGAUGGCUGUGCUGCGAUCGGACGCGUCACUCGUCGAGACGUUCACGCUCGCGCUUCACGAUGACAUACUUGACAUGUACGCCAUGCUCCAGGACAUUGUGAGUCGCCGUCGCCCGUGGCAGAUUUGUGUCGUGACGCACCUCAAAGAGUGUGUUGCGCGGCUCUGGCCCAACGCCGAGGUCCACGUCUUUGGCUCGUUCGCAACCGGCCUGAGCUGCCCCAAGUCGGACGUAGACCUGCUCAUCACCGGCGCCGCGUACGACCGCAAGCGCACCUCGAGCGUCGAGCUUCUGGCGUCGCUCCUUCGGCACGAACCCUGGGUGCAGGCGAUCCAGGUCAUUGAGCGCACAACGAUUCCGCUUGUAAAAGUGACAACCGCCGCCGUACCCUCGUCGUUUGGUGACGCGCAGGGCGUCAUCCGACUCGACAUCAGCUUUGACCAGCCGCAGCACCGCGGCAUCGAGACGUGCAUGUACGUCCAGCGCCUCGUGUCAGUCUUGCCCGAGCUGCCUCCGCUCAUGCUCGUGCUCAAGCAGCUGCUACUAGAGCACGACCUCAACGACAGCUACUCGGGCGGUCUCUCGUCGUACGCGCUGACGCUGCUGCUCGCGAGCGUGCUCCGCCCCUUACAGCUGGUCGCGCCCGCGCACCGACCCAACCUCGGCGAGCUUCUCCUGCACUUUUUGCAGCUCUUUGGCCGCGACUUUGAUCCGCAGCAGUGGUUCGUCCGGAGCACCCACGGCGGCCCCCUAAUCCCACUGGUCGACGGUUUUCUGCACGGCGCCGGCGACGUGGUCGUCGUUGAAGACCCGCUUCGACCCGAGCACAACGUGGCCAAAGCCAGCUUUGGCUUCAGCCGCGUCCAGCAAGCGCUGCUCGAUGCGCUUCUGCGUAUCGAGGACCUCAUGCCGACGUUCGCGGCGAUCGUGGGCCAAUGCGCGAUCGGCGGCUACGCGACGCCCGAGCACGACCUGCACGCGUGGGCGACGGGCCAAGAGAAGAGCGUGCUGGGCGCGGCGUUUCAGGUGCCGCACCACGUGCACCUCGUGCAGCAACUGCGGUACCUCUGGAGUCCCCUCGACGAGACUGACGACAGCAACGACGACGAUGAAAACCCGCUCGCCCUCGAGGACUACAGCGACAAGAACGAUCAUGUUGACGCCUGGGCGGCUGACGCGGCCGACCUCCUCGAUGCGCUGGCAACCAGCAUCUGCGUCGCAUGCCACGGCGAGCACGGCGCACACCGUCGCGAGUGCCCUAUUGCGCGGCUCCUCGCACGCUACGAGCACCUCGUGCACUAGACUGGGUUUCGAACUGUCUUUGGUGAACCAUAGACAUGUUGGCGACAGCGCAUUUCUGUAAAACGUAGCGUAACUCGAUAUGCAUCAUCGGCGGCUUGCAGAGGCCAACGCGCUUGUCAACACUAUA
This is a messenger RNA of Saprolegnia diclina VS20, 2915 nucleotides long. RefSeq lists its product as hypothetical. The transcript has 12 exons. Bases 107 to 2788 code for a protein of 893 amino acids. Gene Ontology annotation, molecular function: mRNA binding; poly(A) RNA polymerase activity. Gene Ontology annotation, biological process: RNA 3'-end processing. The record is from RefSeq and is a predicted model, not a curated record. NCBI's taxonomy places the organism in Eukaryota, Oomycota, Saprolegniomycetes, Saprolegniales, Saprolegniaceae. Gene Ontology annotation, cellular component: TRAMP complex; nucleolus.